This is a messenger RNA of Chilo suppressalis (striped riceborer), 8344 nucleotides long. NCBI's taxonomy places the organism in Eukaryota, Metazoa, Arthropoda, Insecta, Lepidoptera, Crambidae. The record is from the annotation of a GenBank genome assembly.
AUGAAGGGAAGAUCAGGCAGGGAACAUGCUCGGCUUGUGCGCAGCGCCAUCUUGGAGGCGGAGCUUGGCGCGCCAGAGGAUAUGCAUGCGUUUCGUUGCCAAAGAUUGUAUAGCAAACAAGACAGAUCAGCAACCCGACGUCUCGCAAGCAAGACUGCCGUGCCCGAUGCGACGCUAGUGUUUAUAGCCGAGCGGUGGGGCUGGAGCGGGGCGCAUGGGGCGCGGCGCGCGCGCUGUGGGCGGCAGGCGGCGCGCACUGACCGGCCACACGCGCUCCGACGCGCACGCGCACGCAUGAAGAUCGAGGAACAAUCCACCGACGAGGCGGCACGCCGACCGCCUGCCACGCGCCGCCAAGAGAAACCACCCUACUCCUACAUCGCUCUAAUCGUCAUGGCGAUCCGACAUUCACCAAAUAAACGACUCACGCUCAGCGAAAUUUACGCGUUUCUCCAGCAACAGUUCCCUUUCUUCCGCAGCUCGUAUCAGGGCUGGAAGAACUCUGUGCGGCACAAUUUGAGCCUGAACGAAUGUUUCGUGAAGCUGCCGAAGGGCCUCGGGCGGCCGGGCAAGGGACACUAUUGGACGAUAGAUCCGUCGUCGGAGUUCAUGUUCGAGGAAGGGUCGUUCAGGCGGCGGCCCCGCGGUUUCAGGCGCAAGUGUCAAGCUCUGAAGCCACAGUUUGGGAGCGGUGGCUACUUGUGCGGCGGGGGCGUGCCGACGUUGCCGCCGUCGCAAGCGUCAGGUUACGAGCUGGCGGGCAGCAGCGGGGCGGGCUCGAGCGGGACGACGCUGGACUACAGUUCCUGUUCGUACCCUCACGCAGCAGGCCAGCAGCUAUCCUACGGCGGCGAUUAUUGCACCUACGGGUCGGUGAGCGAGCGCGAGUGGCCGCUCCCGUACGGAGCCGUGGAGGCGGGCUACCGGCCGCCGCCCACCUCGCCGCCGCGUCACGACAUGCCGGAUCUCAUACCCAACUACCAAUACAGUGUCUCCAAUGAUCACGGCAGGACCGAUGGCGCAAUACCAGCUUUUCACCGAACAUAUUCUGGCACAGUUACCUGAAUUCCGACACACCGAUGUUAAUAUUAUUAUCAGGAGCAGCAUCGAUGUUCGCCGGUAUGAGUCUGGGAGGGUCCAGCAUUGGGCUGGGCGGCUUCGGGUUGCCCACGCUUCCCCCCGACCGCAAGGUGUACGCCUCUCCUCUGCCCACACCGCUCCCAGCGCUUGGCAGCACCUCCUCCACUCCCACUCCUGCGCCAACGCCGACUACGACCCACGCGUAUUAUAGUACAAAUUUUUAAAUUUCUUUACCUAUUUCCGUAGCCAUCCUCAGAUACUUGAAAAUAAGAUUGCAUGCGGUAGCCAGAGAUGUGAAUUUAAUUAAAUGCUUAAUUAUGUAAUAUCGUGUUGUCUGAUCUUAUGGCAAAAAAAGUGAUUAUAGCAAGUACCUAUAAUCAAACUUCAAAGUUAAUCGCGUCUCUGUGCUCUCAUUUAGCUUGUACAAGUACAUUGCACUACUUACUUAUAUCAACGGCGACAACUCGCGCUAGGCGACAUGCGGCAACAGGUUCUCUGGAACAUAUAGAUGUAGCAAUGUCUUGUAGAAGUGUACCAUAGCGGUGUCUGUAUGCAGCGGGUCCCCCAGGUGCAAUGCAUAAAGGCAGCAUUAGUAAACACACAAGAAUUAUACAAGACCAUAUAUAAUGACCAAUUGACCAACUUUACCAUCAGUGUUGCUUGUGCAUACUUGUGAGCUUAAAGACAUCUUGAACUCUGAGGCAGCUACAUAGGCGUUUAUUAAGUAGCCGUUUUCCACCUGGGCCGGUUCCUAAGCUUGUUCAUAAGCACCGUUUUUUACGUUUGUACCGAUCCCAAACCGUCGCGUCGCUAGCGCGCCGGUGUCCCAUAUCCCAUUGUACCGAAUGCACCAUUGACUUGCAUCAUCAAUGGUGCAGAUAAAACUGAUUAGUAACGUUUAUAUGGGAACCACAAUAGGUACCUAUAGAUAGUGUCAUCUGCACCAUUAUGAUAAUUAUAAUUAUACUUUAAAUACGGUUAUAUAUACCUACUUAGGUAAUUCGCUUUGCAUGUUAUAUUUUAAUUUUACAAUUUUAUCUAACUAGAGUAAAUUUUCGUAAUAACAAUGAGUGAAACUUUUAUUGCACAUAAUCGAUUAUUAAAAUUUGUUUUUUUUUAUUUGGCAUUCAUUUGUUUUUUUACCCAUUAUUUUUUUAUGACGUGAGAAGAAAGGGGAAAUGGUAGUAUUCAUAAGGUGCCAAGGAAACCAAUCAGUUAGAUCUGCAACAUUAUUGGUGCAAGUCAAUGGUGCAUUUGAUUUAACGCUGAUUUAAGUAUGACUGAAACACUGAAACUGUAUUCAAGUCAUAUUAUCUUACCUAAUCAAAGAAUAUUAUUCUUAAAAUUAUAAACACUAAAGGAAACAUCUCCAUAGUGUUUAUUGUGUUAUAGUAUCGUUCUUAUAGUACCGUUAUCUUAAAAACAUGUUAUAUUUUCUAAUUAUAGUUACUUUAAAAAAUAUGUAUAGGGUUAUUUAAAAAUUAAGUUAGUGUACACCACUUGAAUGUUGGAUAUUCCACUAAAAGAUUUAAAUUCUACCUAUGCUGUCAGGCUGACAUAGUUAAGUCCUUUGAUUAUUUACUCCCUAGAUAGAGCGUGGCAGCACAGAAGCGUUGAAAAAAAUAUCUCCCACCUGGUGGGGUUUAAGUCGUUCCCUGUCACUUAGUGUUCAAUGCAACAAUGAGCCAUACGGACGUCAAUUACCGAGUUUCGUUUUGAAAUUAUUGCUUAAAAAUGUUGAGUUACGCGAUAAAAUUUUACCGAAAUUAUAAAGGACACAUAAAAACAACCAACCAAGCCACUUACCAUCGACAAGUAGCUCAUAAUUCACCUUAAAAAAAUAAAACAAUAACAUCAUAUUAGUUAAAAAAAAAUAAGACUCCAUCUUGUCAUUUUCAAAGUGAUGUCAGUGUCUCAUUACAAAAUUAGCCAAAAAAUAGUAAGUAUGGCGUAAUCAAAAGUAACUUGUAUAGAGAUCCAAAAACCCAGAAAGAGCUUCGAUUAAGAAAAUACGGAUUACGAAAAAGUGAAGUCUGCAAUUUUAAUUUCAUUACAUUUAUCAUAAUAAAAAAAAAAAUUUGCUCUUUCUUUCUAUAUUAUCAUGACUGUUAUUUCCGUAAUAAAGUGUUUAAAGUAAAUAAAUAAACUUUCGUAAAAAACAUCCAAAUAUAAAAUACGGUAAACAGAUAUUUGAACAACUAUGAUUUUUAAUCGUGUGAACAAUAUGCCCAAUUUUGCGGAACGUGGCCUUACCUGCUAAUAAACAAUCAUAGCACAAUACAUACAAGACCGGUAGCGUUUCAUUUAAAACAUGACAUCAGUCUGUCCUUUUCAUUCCUUAUUAAGCAUGACAAGGACAAACUGUUGUCAAGUACACCGGCAUAAAACUUGUUACUCUGUGGUUGUGGUGCAUGCAGUUUGCAUUCGUAGUAAUCUGUGACUGUGGCAUUCGUGCAUUCCAAAGAGUAGUUUAAUAUACCGGAAAGUGCAUUCUCGUUUCGGAUUACCUGUUGUGUGUGUUUAUUUUCAUUGUUUUGCCUUUAAUUUAACUAUUUCGGCUAUCUAAUAUGCCAUCGAUGUUACCAAAGAGCAGAGUCCUUAUUACCGAGUGCUAGUGAACCAGUGCCACAACAUCCUGAGAGGAUCAUCAUCAUCAUCAUCAUGUCAGCCGUAUGACGCCCACUGCUGAGCAUAGGCCUCCCCCAAGGAUCUCCACACCGAUCGGUCCUGCGCCACUCGCAUCCAUCGGCUUCCCGCGACCUUCACAAGAUCGUCGGUCCACCUUGUGGGCGGCCUACCCACAGAGCGUCGUCCGGUGCGUGGUCGCCAUUCCAGAACCUUUCCGCCCCAACGGCCAUCGGUUCUUCUUGCUACGUGCUACGUGUCCCGCCCACUGCCACUUCAGCAGAGCCAUCGUUUGAGCGAUAUCGGUAACUUUGGUUCUCCUACGGAUUUCCUCAUUUCUGAUUCUAUCGCGUAGGGAAACACCAAGCAUCGCUCUCUCCAUUGCUCGCUGCGUGACCUUGAGCCUUCUUAUGAGACCCGCAGUAAAGGACCACGUCUCGCUUCCGUAGGUCAUCACUGGCAACACACACUGGUCAAAGACUUUUGUCUUGAGACACUGAGGUAAUUUGGACGCGAAUAUUUUUCGUAGCUUCCCGAACGCUGCCCAUCCGAGCUGGAUACGACGAGAGAUCUCUUUCUCAAAGUUGGACCUACCUAACUGGACUGUCUGUCCUAGGUAGACGUAACAGUCGACAACUUCGAGUGUAGUGUUCCCAAUUUUAACUGGAGCGGGUAGUACAUGGGCAUUUGACAUAAUUUUCGUCUUCUCCAUGUUCAUCUUAAGACCCACUUUUUGGAAAGCACUACUAAGAUCUUCGAGCAUCGUGUUAAGAUCUUCCAAGGUCUCAGCCAUAAGAACUACAUCAUCGGCGAAACGAAGGUGCGAAAGGUACUCGCCAUUGAUGUUAAUGCCUCGUCCUUUCCAAUCCAGAAGCUUAAAAAUAUCCUCCAAUGCAGCUGUGAACAGUUUCGGAGAUAUCACAUCUCCCUGUCUCACGCCUCGCUUCAAUUGGAUAGGAUUGGAGCUCUGGUUCUGUAAUCGGACUGACAUAGUGGCGUUUUCGUAGAGGUACCUUAAUACCUCGACAUACCUGUAGUCUACUUGGCACCUUUGGAGAGACUGUAACACCGCCCAGGUCUCAAUCGAAUCGAAAGCUUUCUCAUAGUCCACGAACGCCAAACAAAAUGGCAGAUUAUACUCUUCGGUCUUCUGUAUAACCUGCCGCAGCGUAUCAUCAGCGUAUCAUCUGAGAGGAUCAUACUGCCAAAUUAUUCAAGAACACUUGAUACACAUUCACGCUGCAUAUUUACACAAUAUACAUGUGAUAUACAAAUAAAUACAAUAGACAAUAUGAUACAAUUAUGUGAAAAAUAGUCAAUACAUAAGAAGCAAAACUACAGUUUUUAUUUUAUUCAUGAUUCCUACCUAACCAAGUUUUUCCUAAUAGUUAUUCUUUAAAAUCGCACCAAAUAAAAUGAAUUAGUUGUAAUAUUAAUUCACUUCAUACUGAGUUCAUACUAAAUUCAUAGGUUGACCUAUGUUUCAUUGAAUAUUAAACAUAACCUCAAUUUUUUUUUAUUUUUCCUAAUAAUUUAAGUUCUCAGAAGUGUCCGUCAAUAAUCUUUGUUUUUUGCAGUCAUUUACUUACGAUUUUGAACCUAGAAAAUAAUUUUUCAUGAUUGUUGGUUCUUAGGCUAACUAUGUAUGGACGCUGAACAAUGUCCUUUCCUUUUAUUAUUUGGCAAAUUUUUGAGAUUUUUCAAUUUGACCUUAGAUUUGGGGGGGGGGGGCAUGUCCCCUGUGACCCCCCCUUCGGACCGCGCCUGCCGUGUAAAUGACGUUUGUCUGUGUGCUUGCCUCGAUUCGGGCGCUAGUAUGAAGUCGGAGUAAUGCUCUUGUAUGUAUUGUGAUCAUAGUGCGCAUGCGUAAUAAAUAAAAAUCUUACAAAUGCGCACCGAAACACAAAUAAUGACAUUUCGCGAGUGUAAGAUACAGGAUUCGCGUGUUUUGUUUUGCGUAUCACGCACACAAGGAUAUAAAACCUGGCCUGUUUUUAUCGCAGUGUUUACAAGGUGACGCUCUAUCUAGAGAGUAAAUAAUCAUGAGGGUAAGUCAUGGUUAUUAUUGUUAAAGGAAAUUGAGGUCAUGAUUCUCAAAAUAUACUUACAAACAACCCUUGCAAACAACGUUAUAAGUUUUUAGGUGCAAGCAUGAAUUCUUAAUUUAUAUAAGUAUAAGACCUAUUUGCAAUGUGACCAGAGUUAGUUAUUAUACUGGACCUGAUUCUAGUGUGAUUCUUUAAACCUAAAACUAAAUUAAUUUGACAAUGGUACUUAUAUCCUUUAGUUCAUUAAUAGAGAACUAAAGCGCCUUCAUCUGCGUGUAAAAACCUCUAAAUAAACAUCCCCUUUUAAUUCCCAUAAAUAGUUUCAUAUAAAUCGGUUCAGCCGUUGAAUAUGAAUUUCAUAAUAUUUAAAUAUAAAUGAAAAGAUUAAACUGUUGGCAAAUUAAGUUUUAAGUUGAGAUGACAAUGGUGUCGAUUCUAGCGUGAUUCUCUAAACUUAAAACUAAAUUUAACAUCAGUCUCUCCUUCUCAUUCUGUACAGAUAAUGACAAGGAAACACUGUUGUCAAAUUUAAGUUUAGCUUUAGAGAAUCAUGCCAGAAUCGACAUCAAUGUCAGAUUCAGGCCCACUAUCUGUGCCAAAGUAAUAUAGUUAAUUUUUUACAAUUAUCUAAGUAUCUCUUUCUGUUUUGGUAAUAUGUAAACCGGUCUGAGAUUAUUUAUUUAACGCAUACAAAUAAACACUUAUUAUGUAUGUUUUGAAAACAAGAUUUUAAUGAAUCAGUUUAGAAUCAAUGCUAUUUGUAGAAACUAAAAGAUUUGUAAUUUAUUUAUAAAUUAUACCUUAGGAUCAUGAGACUCACAUGAAAGAAGAAACCUUUUUUUGCAUCUAAAGCAUUGUAAAUACCGACUAAACCAAAAUAGUUAAUCAAUCAUAUGGUUCAUCUGUUGCUAUGCUAUUGUUUUAAAAUCAGAUUGAACCCCCAAGUAACUAACGUUUUCAUCAUUGUAUAUUUGAAAUAAUGUAAUACUAUUGUGAAGAAAGUAAAAAGAAAUGUAUCUAAAGACAUGUAGAUAUUCAUUACAUGUGGCUCUUCUAGAAUUAUUAGAAAUAUGAAUUUAUUGUAGUUGAACGAUUUUAGUGGGUCAUUAAAACUAAAUAAAACUUCUAUGGCUAAACUUAAUUUAUUGUGUUAGGUUUGCAACCUUAAAUAGAUAAAAAUUGUGCUUUAUCUUUUUAUACUUUUCUAAGAAACUUUUAAAUCAGUAAGUAAAUUUUUCCAUUUAAAAUAUCGUUCUUCGUUAUAGGUACUUACUAUUUUUAUCUGAAUGUACUAUCUAUUAACUAUUAUUACAUUAAAUAUAGUUUAUCUACAAUGCUAUUAAAAAGUAUUACUUUAAAUAUAGUUUAUCUACAAUGCUAUUGACCCUAAUUGACCAAAUACACAAUGACCUAUAGUGCAGUCAAAAUAGACAUUUGACUUAGUUCGCAUAGAGCUGAAAAUUGAUAGAAACGUUCCCCUAUUCCCAGUAAUCUUAUUAGUUGAACUACUGGGAAUUUCCUUCCCAAUAGACUUACUAGUAAGACCACUGGGAACUUUGUACCCAGUAGACUUACCAGUAAAAAAGCUCCCAAUAGUUCUACUCUUAAGACUUACCAGUAAAAAAAACUCCCAAUAGUUCUACUCUUAUGUAGAUCUAGGUAAUUGAUAGAAUACCUAUAUAGUUUGGGACUUGAAUCUAUGACCCAAGAAAAAUCAAGAAUCUUUCAGGUCGCUCAGAAUUCAGCUGCAUAAACACUGCUGCGUAGGUAUUUUACACAGUUUCACUGCUUUAUACAAAAGUAGUAGUAUAUAAUAGUAGUACUCAUGGUGCUUAUUCUAAGUUUGGAUUGACGGAAUUUGAAAAAAGAGAUGUUAUAAAUUUUAGUUUUUUUGAUAAUAUAUAAUAUACAAUUUUCGCUUUGUCAAGCUUGUAUUAAAUACAUAUAAACGUUUAUAAAAUUAUUAUUUUGUAAGUAAAUUUUGUUUAAAGUUUUGUAAAAGUACCAGGAGACCAUACUUAACUAGGAGGCUGUGUUAAUGCAAAUGGUUGAAAACAUAAGAAUUGUUUGUCAUUUGGAAAAAUGUAAAUAUUAUUUCUUUUUUUCUCUUAGACCUAAUAAAGCUACUGAUGAUUGUCAAUACUAUCUUUUAAGAAGUCUAUUUUUAAAAAAAAUAUGAUAAAGUUAAACUAAUGGGAAAUAAAUAACACCGAUGAAGUCUUACUAUCAGUAAGUCUAUUGGGAAAGAAAUUCCCUGUAGUUCAACUGGUAAGACUACUGGGAACAGGGGGAGACGUUAAAUACACCAUUAUAAAUGAAAUGACGAAAAUCUAAGACAAAAAAUAUCCAAGGACAAACGUCUCUACCAAUUUUUGGCUAUAAGCGAAUUUUGGCUAAAUCAUAACUUAUUUUUGUCUAUUUAGACUAUCUAAAGGCAAGUAAGCCUUUACCAGUACUAGAAAUAGAAAUGUGACGUUGAAGUGCCUAUAUUAUUAAUGAUAAUAUAAUUAUUUUAUUUUAUUUGUGUAUUUAAAUAAGUGCCUAAUGGAAAUUUUAAGAUACGAUAGUUUUGAAAUAAAUUAUCAUUAUUU